Aegilops tauschii subsp. strangulata is the source of this 465-nucleotide messenger RNA. Lineage: Eukaryota; Viridiplantae; Streptophyta; Magnoliopsida; Poales; Poaceae. The record is from RefSeq and is a predicted model, not a curated record.
AUGGCUCCAUGGAACGCCAACUUGGACCGCGCCAGCCGUUGGCGGCCCUGGGGGGGUGGUGGCAGGGCCGGCUGUGGCACCAUGGGGGAAGGAGGCGGUGACGAGGGAGCCCGGGGCAGAGUCCCCUGCAUGACUGGCAUCGGCGGCGCACGACUCGGGCGAAGGGCAGGCGGCGGCCGCGGGGGGUCCACCGGCGACGAGCUGUUGGGCGGGGGCCAGCAGCCGACGAGCUUCGCUGGAAUCCGGCCCCGCGGCGGCCGCGAGGACGGCAGGAUGUUGGGCCACCUGCCCGGAGGGGAAAGGCAUGUCAGCCUCGGCGGGGAGCGCAGCCGCGUCACCGCAGGCGGGCGGCUUGCCUGCGUCUUCCAGGGCAACUCGCCCCCCGCGCGAGGAAGGGGGAGCCGUGGCCUCAGCGCGCACGAUCGGACCGCGCGCCGUGCCCACCACGUCGGGAACCACCAGUAG